This is a messenger RNA of Pygocentrus nattereri (red-bellied piranha), 4133 nucleotides long. RefSeq names its product tripartite motif containing 45 (gene trim45). Gene Ontology annotation, cellular component: nucleoplasm; chromatin. Gene Ontology annotation, biological process: positive regulation of DNA-templated transcription. Lineage: Eukaryota; Metazoa; Chordata; Actinopteri; Characiformes; Serrasalmidae. The coding region runs from base 1593 to 3353 and encodes 586 amino acids. The transcript is spliced from 6 exons. The record is from RefSeq and is a predicted model, not a curated record. Gene Ontology annotation, molecular function: ubiquitin-protein transferase activity; protein binding; zinc ion binding.
AUAUAACCGAAACACAAAGAGUGAAGACAAAAAAUUGUAGCUACACUCUCAAAGUUUUUUUGGCAGAGAAAAAAAGAGUAGCUUCAGUGUUGUCAUAACUCAUAACUUCUAUGUUACUCUGUAUCAAAUUAUCUCACUAUACUGGCAGAUAAUUGUGCCUGAUUUAAGGAUUAUUCAUUGAAACAAAUAAAACAAUCUAGAAAUAAGUCCAAUAAUCUUACAAUAUUUGUACCACAAUGUCAAAAUGAAAAAUAUUAGAUACGUCAACUUGAUUUAACGAUUUCACUUCCCAGGAUGUCAUUUUUGCACUGUAAACAGCCACUCAGGAGGUUUCUACUCAUUUGAAAAUAUGCAUCCAUUGCCUAGAGCCCAGAAUCACUAACGCUGAAUCUCAAACGGCUCCCUACUCCCUGUGUAGUGCAGUAUGUAGGCCACCAUAUAGCAGAUUCUACACUUAAAUAAUGUACAUUUAUUUGUAAUAUAAAGCCAUUUAUAUUUAGCCACAAGCUGUGAGACUCCCUGUCUGACAUUCAUUGCAUUUCAGUGCAGAAGCCAUAGUUCCAUGCAGUGCUCCAAACGGGGAGCAGGGAUGCAAAUUGAGACUUAGCUUAAAUCCAGAGCUUUGUUAAAGGCUACUGAGUGUUGACUGGUUGGAGAGCUGAUCUGGUCAUUGGCUGAGUAAAACUUUCUGACAUAAGAAUUUACUGAGUGCUGCUUCUUCUCACUAGACAGCUGCAUUCGACGUCGCUCCCUGUUACAGGACUAGUCGGCCGUCAGCCAUGCUGUACUGAAAUCUUUCAGCCAUUUCAUCAUCAUUCCCCAGUCAGUUCACUGGGCCUACCCCAAACGCGGUGUGGCGAAUUUUAAACCAGCUAAGUGAACAUGUGUAAAAUGAACGAUGCCCCGUUUUAAUAACGCUACAAUAACAGCACGUCCACCGCCACAUGAAGCGACCCAACAGCUUGGAAAUGUUUUAGUGUUAAAUCAAAAUGUAAUGUAUUACAUCAAAACGCGCGUGUGAUAAAUGAGUCAGUGAACUUGGACUCCUUUGUAAUUCGGCCGCCAUUAAAAAAUCCGACCACACUUUUUUGUCCACACAUUCUGAGGAGCCGUGUGAGAUGACCUCAGUCGAUCUACACGCUCUGCUGGGUUGAACCCAGUUGGUUCACUGUAGGGGAAAUGGGUCGAUAUGGGACAACAGCCCGGUCUGUCUGUCCAGUAGAUGGAGACACUGCGGCCGUCCGCACUGACGGCGCGCUCUCCCCGCCCUCCUCAUAUAGCAGUUACAGCCAAGUCCUUACAGCCCCGCCCACAAACGAGUCCGCGCUCGCUGAUUGGACCGAAACAAACGUUCUCGAGAGCGAAGAGUCGCCGAACUUUGUUCGAGGGAGAAGCGUGUAAGAUUUUUAAAUGGCAGCUCUUUACGUUACAAUCAUUUUAAAAACCAAGUGCUUUUAGGAAUAUAUCAACAGUUGAUUCCUCAACUCUGCUUGCUGGGUGUUUUUCAGGGUCCUGCUAGUCUUCUUUGUUUUUUGGAGCUACCCUGGCGAAAGUGUUACAGACCGGGCACCGUUAACGUUACUAAGGUUACGAUGUCGCUCCGUGAGGAAAAGCCAGUUUACGAGCGCAAGAGCGAGUCUGAGAUUAAGACCAAAAACGCGGUUAAAGGGAACGAGAAUGGUCGUAACUCCAGAGCGGUGUGUAGGGUCUGUGACCGGAUGUUUAGGGAGCCUAAAAUCCUCCCUUGCCUGCACACUUUCUGCGCCGACUGCAUUCGGCAGAUCGAGCCGUUCUCGGUGCUGGGGGCCGAAGGUAAGACACCGUGGGCUGGCGAUGAGGGGCGGGGGCGCAGUCCGCUUCCUCUAACGGUUCUGUGUCCCGAGUGCGAUUCCGAGGUGGACCUACCCUCGUCGGGCGUGGAUGGGCUAACCACUGACCACCUUGCCCUGGACGAGGUGUUCAUGGAGACCCUCCUGAUGGAGGAGAGCGUGUUGUGUGACUUAUGCAGUGACGGUGAUGCAGGGAAGCGAUGUGAAGUGUGCUGUGUUAACCUCUGCGACUUCUGUAGCCAAGCUCACAGGAGGCAAAAGAGGACAUCCAGUCACUCUAUCUAUAGCUUAGAAGAGCUAAAGUCUCGGGGUCGUCUCUCCAGGCCUGUCCUGUGUUCUUUGCACCCAGGACAGGAGCUGCGUCUCUUCUGUGAGCCCUGUGACCUCGCUGUGUGCCUAGAGUGUGCUGCUGCAUUUCACCGGGACCACCAGUGCAACUCUACUCAUGACGUCAUUUACCAACAUGGUGAUCGUAUCCGGCAGUUGGUUUCUGGGAGCCUGCGACCUCGUCUCGGUCGUCUGCAGGAGGCGCUGAGGCGUGUGGAGAUAUCCCAGGAAGCCUUAAAGACUCGCACAGAGACACUGGCCAGUGAGAUUCGAGCCUUUGCUAGAAGCUAUGCCAGUGCGGUGGAGGCCCACUGCUGUUCACUGCUGCAGACUCUGGAGGAGGUCAGGGUGCAGAGGCGGAACCAGCUUAAUCUGCAGAGUGUCCAACUGCAGCAGGCGCUGUCUGACGCCCACGAAGGUGUGGAGUUUGCUGAGCGUCUGCUCACAUGUGGCUCAGAAGCAGAGAUCCUCAAUGCCAAAGGAGUUACCAUGAGAAGAUUAAUGAACUUGGCGGAGUGCGGCUAUGAUCCACACCCAGCCAUGGUCAGCCAUGACAAUGGUAGCAGUAUGUACUUCUUACCACAGGAAAGUGCUGGGCAGGUGGAUGGAUUCCCUAUGGUGGGAGUCCUGCAUGCCAAGACAGUAGAUCCCUCCAAAUGCACCAUUGAGGGAGAAGGUGUCCAGCAGGGUGUGGAGGGCCAGCGGGGCGAGUUCACACUGGUCUGCAAAGACUCCGCAGGAGAGCCGCUGAGUAAAGGAGGAGACCCUGUGCUAGUCAGCAUAGUCCACAAGGACAGGAAAGACUGCAUAGUGGAGACGACUGUGGUGGAUAACAGUGAUGGUUCAUAUGCUGUCUCCUACACUCCGGUGGAGCCCGGAUCCUACUCUGUGUGGGUGUGUGUGAAAGCGCAGCAUGUCAAGGGCUCACCUUUUGUGUUAGCGGUGAAGAGAAAGUUCCGGCACCAUCGUGGCAUCUUCCACUGCUGCUCCUUCUGCUCCAGUGGUGGCGCUAAAGAGGCACGCUGUGGCUGCACAGGAACUAUGCCAGGAGGGUUCCAGGGCUGUGGACAUGGUCAUAAAGGUCAUCCAGGGAAGCCACACUGGUCAUGCUGUGGAAAUGUAGUGGAGGGGUCUGAGUGUGUGCGCAGCCUUGGGCCAGGGACUCUCCGUGGUCAUGUCAGAACUGUGGAGCUUUGAAUGAACAUCCACACCUGGAGGAAGUUGUGUUAUGUGUACAUGGUACCAGAUUUAGAGACAAACAUGUCCCUAUUUUUAAUAGUAAUCUUAUUUCUAAAUAUCACCAGCUGACUGUGUCAGUCUGUCAUGCCUUGUUUCUAGACAACAAAACACCACUUGCUGCUUAUCUUGUGAAGCUGGACUCUUCACUAAAACCAUCAAUUUGAAGUGAAACACGUCUUUGUUACCUUUUUACAAUCAAUAGGUCACUCAACCAAAGUAUUUAAAGGGCAUAUAGUUCAGAAAACAGACAUUUCUUCAGUUUUUUUAAAUAGAAGAGUUUGAUGUAGUAUAUAAACAUUUGUUCAUUUGUUGUUUUAAAGCAUAUUAUUCACUCCUGUUCUUUUGUGGAAACUAAGCUGCAAAAAUAGCCUGUUAUGAAAUGACUGUUUUUGUGAUGUCACAAGAAAACAACAUAUUUACAUAGACCUGCCUUUUCAGGCUACAGUUUAGCCCUGCCCAUUCACACUGAAGUUAUUAGGAGUGUUACAGUCAUUGUUACUGAAUUCUCUGUAUGAGCAUGUAUUCUUUAGGAUAACACCAAUAUAAUACGAUAGCAUUAGAUCGGUUUUGAAUGCUGUAUGUUGCCUUAAGUGUGUACAUGUGAUUCCUGUACCAAAUACUGCCAAUUCUAUAGAGGUGCCUUAAAAUUAUUAUUCCUAAAAUCAUUUUAAUAUCAUUUUAAAUGCCAGUUUCUAUAGUUUUUCCUUAUAUCAAAUAAAGAGAUGGACUUCUUAGUGA